CCGCUCCACUUAACGAGUAGGCCUAUAGAAGUUCCUGGUGGCGAAACAGGACGCCACUCUCCAUCGCUCCCCCCUCCCUCCUCCAUCUGAUCCAAUAUAAAAAGCACCAACACAUACAUACUCCAAAUCCACCAUCACCUAAUUCAAACAGCUAAAUGAUGCUGAUUUCCUCAAGUCUCCUCUGCUUUCUCCUCUUCGUUUUCAUAUUCCUGUACUCUACAAAUGGAACUCAACUCAUACUGGUAAACAACUGCAUUGAGAGCGUAUGGCCGGGGAUCCUUGGGUCUGUAGGCCACGCAACUCCCAAGGACGGUGGCUUCCAUCUAAACAGUGGCGAGGAAGUAGUACUGGACGUGGGCGAUAAAUGGUCAGGGAGGAUAUGGGGUAGGCAGGGUUGUUACUUUAAUGGAAACGGCAAGGGCUCGUGCGAGACAGGAGAUUGUGCAGGCUUACUAAACUGCAGGGGCACGAGUGGUGUACCUCCGGCGACGGUGGUGGAGAUGACGCUUGGGACAUCCAGUUCGCCCCUACAUUACUAUGACGUGAGCUUGGUGGAUGGGUUCAACCUUCCAGUUUCAAUGGUGCCAGUAGGGGGUGGCAUCGGGUGCGGCAUUGCGGCAUGCGAGAUGGAUUUGAACGUGUGCUGCCCAUCGGCUUUGGAGGUGAAGCGAGGAGGCAAGAUAGUGGGAUGCAAGAGCGCUUGCUUGGCAAUGAGAUCGGCCAAGUAUUGUUGCACUGGGGACUUCGCCAACCCCAAGACUUGCAAGCCCACCAUCUUCGCUCACCUCUUCAAGGCCAUCUGUCCACGGGCCUACAGCUAUGCUUUCGAUGAUUCAACCAGCCUUCACAAAUGCAGGGCGCCGCGUUAUGUUAUCACCUUCUGCCCUCCCAAAUGAUUUAUGAAGCCCUAUUAUUAAACAAGCUAAAUACAUAAUUACAACAUAUAUAUAUAUAUAGGGUGGUUCCACUUCCACGGCUAGUGUCUCUGCAUCCGAUCCAGAAACAAAUUAGCUACUUCCUUCCUCCUUUCUUUUCACUACUCUUAUAUUCAAUCAGUACGUAGUUUUUGUUUCUUUUUCUUCCAGCAUUAAGAUACAUGUCAGAUUUCUUUUGCUUUGGUAUAUAUGGAUGUGUGAUGUGUGGGGUUCCCAAACCUCACCACCGUUCUUCCUCUUCUUCAUUAAAUAAGAUGAGGAUAUUGUCUUCCUCCUUUCUCCCUUGUUUAGCAGUCUUUAUCAUGGACAUUAGCUUAUUAGAUUAAAGAUCAAUUUACAUAUUGGUUUAAGCUGCACAGCAAAGAUUCCCAUUAUAACAGAGUUUCAGUGGGAACCUCAGGAGAAUUUGUUUUUGCCUUGAUGCACAAUCACACUGGCGCCAUCCUCAUUCAUCUGUCA
Molecule: messenger RNA, 1394 nt
Organism: Nelumbo nucifera (sacred lotus)
Lineage: Eukaryota; Viridiplantae; Streptophyta; Magnoliopsida; Proteales; Nelumbonaceae
Product: thaumatin-like protein
Source: RefSeq, a predicted model, not a curated record